AUGCUGACCACAGUAGACAUGCUUUUGUUCCUUUGUCUCAUUUGUACAGCAGAUGCCUUGUACAAGCAAUGGAUCCCUGAUACUAACUUUGAGAACGGGACCAACUGGGAUGGUGGAGUGGUCCCUUGUGGUAAGUCUGUGGCUGAUUUUGCUGCUGAGAGCAAAGUGUCUGUUUUUGUGGAGACUGCCCAUGCUGUCAAAGAACUGCGCCUGCCUAUUUUUGGUGAGUUUAUUCUCAACUCUGGUGCAGGAUUUUUUGUCUCCAAUGAAAACGAACCGGGUUGUGAAUCGUCUACGAUCAAAUUCAAAAACCCUGAUUCUCUCAAGUGGUUUGACCCGACCUUGUGGCAAUCAGCUACGACUCAAGAUGACCUUCUGAACAAAAACUUCCUAUUUUCAGUGCACGAGGAGAGCAUCCCUUGUAAAUAUGACCAUGUCGUCUUCAAAGCCAGCUCCUCAUUCAGAGUGGACACCAGCUCCGAUCAAGGUCAAAUACCAGUCAAUUCUGUUUCCAUAUUCGGGAAAAAGUUCCAAGAUGGCAGUGAGUUUUCCCAGUAUCUCCAAACCCAGACUGGACAACUGCAGUUUUAUGGCUCAUCUUCUGUCACUGUGGGUGCACCAUCUUGUGAGGACCCUACUGGUUGUGACUGUGGGAACUCUGCAAAUCAUCGACGGAUUUGUAGUGCAGUGACUUGUUCUCCCACUUCUUGUCGAAAGCCCUUACUUCCCAUGGGACACUGUUGUAAAGUUUGUGGGGCUAUUGUUAACAUUCAGUAUGCUCAAAAUUUUCAACUAGAGACUUAUAGGCAACGAAUACAACAUCUUUUCCUGGCGCUUUCUCAAUACAAAUCAGUUCAGGUAGGCAUGUCCAAAGUCAUCAAGCCCUUGAGACUAAUGGAAUUCAUCCCAUUUGGAUCACAGGCAGAAAUCCAGAUAGUAGUUGUAGAUAAAGAUAAAGGUUUCCAAGCAGAAGCAUUAGCUAAAGAAAUUGUUAAAGAUGCCAAUUCCCAUGGUUCUAAUUUAGGAAUAGUUGAGGCUGGAUUUCAAGCCUCUUCUGGGAACAAUAGCGGCCAGUCUGGAAAUGCUGGGAUGAUAGUUGGAGUUAUAUUUGGAGUUUUGAUCAUGCUUACCCUUAUUACCACUUUAGUUGUUUUGGUCAAUAAAAGGGUUGUCCAUAUACCUUCACUACCACCAAUGCCAUCCAUGAACUGGUUACGAAGAGGAAGUGACCAUGACCUUGGUGGGCCUUUAGACCUGGGCUUUGAUAAUCCCAUGUUUGACAAGCCUACAGUGCUGCCUGAACUGCCCAGUCUGUACACUCCAGAAAUUAACAUGUCAAUCUCAAUGGGGCAAUCCCAGGUGCACUUUGUUAAUCCAGUUUAUGAUGAGAAGGAAACUGACUUCAAUGCAUAA
Boleophthalmus pectinirostris (great blue-spotted mudskipper) is the source of this 1413-nucleotide messenger RNA. RefSeq names its product amnion associated transmembrane protein (gene amn). The record is from RefSeq and is a predicted model, not a curated record. Gene Ontology annotation, biological process: receptor-mediated endocytosis; intracellular protein localization. Gene Ontology annotation, cellular component: endocytic vesicle; apical plasma membrane. NCBI's taxonomy places the organism in Eukaryota, Metazoa, Chordata, Actinopteri, Gobiiformes, Gobiidae. The coding region runs from base 1 to 1413 and encodes 470 amino acids. The transcript has a single exon.